GGGUGGACCCCGCUCCGGCUCCGCCCCGUUCCCGCACCCGCCCCUCCCCCGUAGCGUCCCGCAGCCCAGCUACCGCGCCGCAGAGUCAGGAUCUCUAGGCAUAGGCUUGUGCAGAUCCGGGUGGAGAGAUUGGACUUCGUAUUGGAAACAGCAUCCCUGCAGUCUGGGACCUGGCGGAGGGCGUUCCCACCACUGGGGGAGCAGUGGACCCGGCCUGACCUAGCCCGGCCCCACCUAGUCCAGUCAGGCCUGAGUACCCCACCCAGGAGCCGGCUCUGAGGCUGGGGCCACUGGGGUCCGGCAGCCCGGCAGCCAUGGACAAGAUCCUGGAGGCGGUGGUGACGUCUUCUUACCCAGCGAGCGUGAAGCAAGGGCUGGUGCGGCGCGUGCUGGAGGCGGCGCGGCAGCCGCUGGAGCGUGAGCAGUGUCUGGCGCUGCUGGCACUGGGCGCGCGCCUCUACGUGGGUGGCACUGACGAGCUACCGCGCCGUGUGGGCUGCCAGCUGCUGCACGUGGCCGGCCGCCACCACCCCGACGUCUUCGCUGAGUUCUUCAGCGCGCGCCGCGUGCUGCGCCUGCUGCAGGGUGGCGCCGGCCCGCCGGGCGCCCGCGCGCUCGCCUGCGUGCAGCUAGGAUUGCAGCUGUUGCCCGAGGGACCCGCGGCCGACGAGGUGUUCGCUCUGCUGCGGCGUGAGGUGCUGCGCGCCGUGUGUGAGCGCACGGGACCCGCGUCUUGCGCUCAGGUGGCGCGGCUGUUGGCGCGGCAUCCGCGCUGCGUGCCCGACGGCCCGCACCGCCUGCUCUUCUGCCAGCAGCUGGUGCGAUGCCUUGGCCGCUUCCGCUGCCCGGCAGAGGGCGAGGAGGGCGCCGUGGAGUUCCUGGAGCAGGCUCAGCAGGUGAGCGGGCUCCUGGCGCAGCUGUGGCGCGCGCAACCCGCAGCCAUCCUGCCCUGCCUCAAGGAGCUGUUCGCCGUCAUCUCUUGCACAGAGGAGGAGCCACCGUCCAGUGCCUUGGCCAGUGUGGUCCAACAUCUCCCACUGGAGCUCAUGGAUGGCGUCGUCCGGAACCUCAGCAAUGAUGACAGUGUGACAGACUCCCAGAUGCUGACUGCCAUUAGCAGGAUGAUCGACUGGGUGUCCUGGCCCCUGGGGAAGAACAUUGACAAGUGGAUCAUUGCACUCCUGAAGGGCCUGGCUGCUGUUAAGAAGUUCAGCAUCUUGAUCGAGGUUUCGCUCGCCAAAAUUGAGAAGGUCUUCUCUAAGCUGCUGUACCCCAUUGUCCGGGGAGCCGCCUUGUCCGUCCUGAAGUACAUGCUCCUGACUUUCCAGCACUCCCAUGAGGCCUUCCACCUGCUCCUUCCUCACAUCCCCCCCAUGGUGGCCUCUCUGGUCAAGGAGGACUCAAACUCGGGGACUAGCUGCCUGGAGCAGCUGGCGGAGCUGGUCCACUGCAUGGUGUUCCGGUUCCCAGGCUUUCCAGAUCUGUACGAGCCCAUCAUGGAGGCCAUCAAGGACCUUCAUGUUCCCAAUGAAGAUCGCAUCAAGCAGCUGCUGGGGCAGGAUGCCUGGACCUCGCAGAAGAGUGAGCUGGCUGGCUUCUACCCCCGGCUCAUGGCCAAGUCAGACACGGGCAAGAUUGGUUUAAUCAAUCUGGGCAAUACAUGCUACGUAAACAGCAUCCUUCAGGCCUUGUUCAUGGCUUCUGACUUCAGACACUGUGUGCUCCGUUUGACUGAGAACAACUCACAACCCUUGAUGACCAAGUUGCAGUGGCUCUUUGGCUUCCUGGAGCACAGCCAGCGGCCUGCCAUUUCCCCAGAGAACUUCCUCUCUGCUUCUUGGACACCCUGGUUCAGCCCUGGCACCCAGCAGGACUGCUCGGAGUAUCUGAAGUACCUGCUGGACCGGCUACAUGAAGAGGAGAAAACGGGGGCAAGGAUCUGCCAAAAGCUCAAGCAGUCCAGCUCGCCCUCCCCACCUGAGGACCCCCCCAGUCCAAGUUCAACCUCUGUGGAGAAAAUGUUUGGAGGCAAGAUCGUGACUCGGAUAUGCUGCCUCUGCUGCCUCAAUGUCUCCUCCCGGGAGGAGGCCUUCACGGACCUGUCCCUCGCCUUUCCUCCCGCUGAGCGCUGUCGCCGCCGCCGCCUGGGCUCAGUGAUGCUCCCUGCAGAGGACGUCAGGGCCUGGGACCUCCCAGCACCAUCCCAAUCCCAGAGUCCAAGCAGGGAGGGUCCUCGGAGGCAAAGGAAGCACUGCAUCACAGGGGAUGCGCCCCCCACCUUGUUGGACAUAGAAGGCCUGGGCUCCCAGGAGCCAGGGGGACAGGGCAGCCAGGAGGAGAAGGUGGAGAGGGAGAAGGAAGUGACAGAAGAGAGGGCAGAGGAGGAGGAUAAAGAAGUGGGAAAGGAAGAGAAAGAGGAGAGGAUGAGGGAGGAGAAAGAGAAGGUGGAGAAGGAGAAGGAAAAGGAGGCAGAGAAUGAAAAGGAAAAGGAAGAGGAUGGCCUGGGACCAGGGUCCCCUAGGGAUGCAGCUGCCCCCUCUGGGGAGCAGGUGUGUGUCCCUGAGGGCUCCCGCUCCGUCCUGGACCUGGUCAACUACUUCCUGUCUCCUGAAAGGCUGACAGCAGAGAACCGCUACUACUGCGAGUCAUGUGCCUCCCUGCAGGAUGCUGAGAAGGUGGUGGAGCUGAGCCAAGGGCCGCGCUACCUCAUCCUGACCCUGCUGCGCUUCUCCUUUGACUUGCGGACCAUGCGGCGCCGCAAGAUUCUGGACGACGUCUCCAUACCCCUGCUGCUCCGCCUGCCGCUGGCUGGUAGCCAGGCCCAGGCCUAUGACCUUUGCAGCGUCAUCGUGCACUCUGGCGUGUCCUCAGAAAGCGGUCACUACUACUGCUAUGCCCGCGAGGGGGCUGCCCGCCCACCCCCUUCUCUGGGAACUGCCGACAGACCAGAGCUGGAGAACCAGUGGUACCUGUUCAACGACACUCGGGUGUCCUUCUCCUCCUUCGAGUCUGUCAGUAAUGUCACCUCCUUCUUCCCCAAGGACACGGCCUAUGUGCUUUUUUAUCGGCAGCGGCCUGGGGGAGGGGCCGAGGCUGAGCCUGGCUCCCCCAGAAUCCGGGCGGAGCCCAGCCUGCACAAGGACUUGAUGGAAGCCAUUUCCAAGGACAACAUCCUUUACUUGCAGAUUUGUGACUUUAUGUAAAAAGAGACAAUAUUUGACAUGGAGAUGGACACCAUGACUACUCUCUGCUGCUCCUGGAACAGGGUCUGGGGAACCUACAGUGGAGGAAGGUAAAUGCCACGAGGCUCUGAAGCUUCAAUUCUGUACACUAAGAUUUGAAUUCCCUGCUGGCCAGACAAUGGGGUCUUAUCUCUGCCUGGUAACCAUCCUCUUCUCUUUGAAUCUAUGCCCUUGACCCCAGAGUGCAGAGUGAGGUAGUGGAAGACCUGAAACUUGAACCAGCACUUCUUCCUGGUCUAAAUGUAGGAGGCACAGAUCUAACUUUAUUGAACACCUGAUGUGUGCCAGAGUCAAUGUCCAGCAUACUGCUCUAAACAGUUCUGGGGGUGGGAAUCACUAUUCCUGUUACACAGACAAGUAAACUGAGGUUCAGAGAAUUUAAAUCAUAUGCCCCAAAUCACACAUCUAGGAAAUGCUGGAUAAGGAUGUCAACCCACAUCUUCCAGACUUUCUUGAAAGCUCAAGCUCAAGAUCAUGGUGUGUCUCUUAGUAGACCACUUUCUCAGUUUUUUACUGCCCAGCUCUAAGUCUAAUACUAAUCCCUUGCCCUUGUACAGAAAUACAAACAUUACAAAACACUCUUAGAUUUAUUAUCUAUGUCCUUCAAUGCCUUGGGGAGAGAAGAAUUAUACUUUCCAUUUCCUAGAUAAAGAAACAAGAUUCAAGGAUAUUAAAUGAUUUGUCUACAAGGACAUGUUGGCAGGUGGCAGAGUGGAACCUGAACCUGUCCUGUUCUUCCAUUUCCUGCACUCCUGCUCACCAAGGGUCUUCUAGCAUUCAGUCCCUAGGGGGCUAGACCAUUGGGAUGAAUUUGGGAAAUGUUUUCGUGUGUUUGGGGGGUGGUGGUGGUUUAGGCCCCAGAAGCUACCACUUCCUUAUAGAAAAAGUCUAGGAUCCACAUCAUUCCUAAACAAAUGCAAAUAAUCCCUGGCCAUGUUCCAGAGUUGGGAAAGGGGAAAGGGUAGACUUACCUUUCCGGUCAGGUUUGAGAUUGCGGUUGACAGGGGGUGGCUGGAUCUCACUUCCUCGGCUGGGGCCUCGAUGCUUAGGAAGGGCUGUGGAGGAGUAGCUGAGUGGGUCACAGUGAUGGGGCCCUGGGCUCAUGGGGAUGUAGACACUCUGGGAAUUAUCGCUGGCUCGCUCCAUGGCCAUCAGGGAGGAAGAACCUGGGUUCAUGGGUACAUAGUUGUCUUCAGAAUUGGUGCUAUCCGAUCGGCCCACAACUGCUUUCCCUGGCUAGGGAGAGGGAGAGUGAAAGAAAUACAGCUGUUACUAGUCAGAAGAAAUGAGAAGGGGGGAGGUUUUAUAUAUAAGGCAAUAAAUGUCAUGACUAAGUUAGCUGCACUGGGAAGAUUUAAGGUAGAAGUUGGGAAGUCCAAAUAAGAAAGUUGAGUGGGGGAACAGAAAGAAAUGAGGACAGUGGGUCCUUUCUAGCUUCCAUGAUACCUUUGGAUCCACUUAUAAGUUAUGAUAAAUCUGUGGUAUAAAAUAUCUUUGGUGACUAGGUCUACUAAGGUUUCUGGGUGCCUGACCCAGGAGAGGGUACCACAGGCUAUGCGCUGCAUAGUUUUGGCUCAGGGCCCACCCUCUACCUCAAGUCUAGGGUCACCACUGAAAGAUCAGGCUCUCGGCCUUGAAAAGGGCAAGGAGCAUAUUAGAAGUCUUGGCAAUGGCAGGUGAGAUCUGGGGCCAGUUGUGCUUCUAGUCUAGCUUUCAGGUGUCCACAAGGCUGCAGUGAGAGCUGCCAUAGAUACGUGCAAUGCAGCAAUCCUUCCUCCAACUCCUUCUCUGUCCCCUGAAGGAGCUGUCCUUCUUUGGCCUUGGUUACCUAAUUUUCCUAGUCUUUCCAGUGGGCCUGGAACCAGUCCCUGGUCAGGUUGGCCAGGGCCUGACACCUGGAAAAACUGUGGUCAGUCUCCUCAACAGGACAGCCUGGGAUCCUGCACCCAAACCAUGACUGUGCUGCCCAGGCUGACUUUGAGUACAGCCCCUACCUGAAGUCUCAUACCACAGCAUCCUUCCUCCAGGUGAGACCUCAUGGGUAGGGAUGUUGCCUUAGAAGAUGCAUCAUCCCAGAGUCUGGGUUCUCUACAGUCUAGGUCCCCUCUGCUUAACCACAUGCUUGGUAAGCCUUUGCUCAGUCUUUCUAAGUAUACACAUUUCCUCCAGACUAGGACACUUGUAUCUUGUCCAAAAAUUCAAUCCAGGAUUAAGAACUGACACAAGAACCUAGGCAGGGUUCCAAGAGGGAGACGCCAUCACUCUUUUGGGGCUGUGCUUUUAGUUACAUGUGUUGUGAUCUUUAACCCACAUGAGCUGGCUAAACCCCACUCACCAGGAAAGAAUUAACUCCAUCACUCAUGGACUCUGCAGACCGGCCUGCACUCUCUCCAACGUGCUGCGGAUACUCGUAGGUAUCACAGGAAGAGGCUGUGAUAGAGGAAGGAAGAUCCAUAUGCACUCACAGUCGAUUCAAGUGUUGACACUUCUCCAUACCCUCACCAGUGUUAUUCAGGGUCUUACUAACACUGUAGAAGACACUAUUCUCAAGCUCAAGUGAUCAGGUUUUGCUUCUAUCACAUCAUUCCUCCAUUCAAAAACUUCCUAGGCUUCCAGAGCUCAGUCCGGUUUUAGCAUCUAUAGAGAAUCCCUCCUUGACUCCUUCUGCCCUCAUUUAUGUAACUCUCCUUUAACUCCUAUAGCAUUUACCAUUUGCCCCAAUCACUACAGCUAUCAUUUAAUAAUAAUACUUACAGUAAUAAUAAUAUUUACACUAAUUUAUGACUGCUGGUUUUAUCUCCCCAACAAGGUGUGAGCUCCCUAAAGGGCAAGGACAUGUCUUAUAUAUACCUCUAUCAUCCUAGUUCCAAAGCACAGGGCACUUGCUCAAACUGCUGAUAGAGUGAAAUACUGUGCAAAGAGUACUGAACCAGAAGUCAGGACAUGAGGAUCAGAGUCCCAUCUCUGCCACUGACUGAUUUUGCAACCCUGAAUAAGUCUCUUACCUACCACGAGCCUCAUGUGAAAUGGAGACAAUAAUACUUUUCCGACCAAACUCUCAGGAUCACCAUAUGGCUCAAACAACAGGAUGGAUAAGAAAAGGCUUUGCAAAAUAUAAAGCAAUAUGCAAAAUGAAAGGAAUUAAUAUUAUUUUAGGUUUUCAUCUAACAAAGGAGGUUAUAUGAAGAGUUGGAAUACUGUCAGUGGAAAAUAAAUGACAAUAGAAUUGAGAUACUUCAAAAAGAAGUUCAGACUUCAACCAGAGACCAAAGUGUGGCCUAGAAAAUAUUCUUAAGACUAUUGUUUUAAUAGUCUGCUAGUCCACAUAGGUUUGGCCCUAAUUUAGACAGGUCUUCUAAAUUUAUUUCUUAAAUCUUUGGUUUGAUUUAUAAAUGAAUAAAAUAUUAUGAUUUGGACUUCCAAACCCAUGGAAUGUUGCAUUGUGGUUAACCAAGAAUUUUCUAUCACCCUUAGUAGAAUAUCAAGUUCUCCAAAGCAGGGUUGCUAUACUCUGUUCUUGAAAGACUACCUUGUAAUAUCUGGAUAGAAGGAGCCUAAACCUAUGUCUCUCUGACCUGGGGGGUCCUUUAAGUUUGCCUCGGCCAUGGAUGACUGAGGAUUAGCAACUACUGAGAACCCCUGUGUUACCUCCCUCUCCCUCUGGAUUCUCAGCUAGGGCAUAAACUGACCUCGGUGAAGUCGGCUGUUGUCCAUUGCAGGGAGGGUAUUGCGCCUGGGAAUGGUGGCCGCAACAGAGACUGAUCUGCUGUUCUCACUGACUGGAGGUCUCUGCUGAGGGCUGCCCCAUCGAGGUGUUUCUGCCUGACUUGGCUUGGGAGGCCGGGGUGGGGGAGCUAUGGCUGAGUCCCCAGGAGUGGCCACCGCCAUGGCGUUGUGGUUCUUGUCCAGGGUGAAUGUCCUAGGGAUCUGGUAGGCUGAGAGUGGGGUGGAUGGAACGUCCAUGUUGUCCA
Molecule: messenger RNA, 7213 nt
Organism: Choloepus didactylus (southern two-toed sloth)
Lineage: Eukaryota; Metazoa; Chordata; Mammalia; Pilosa; Megalonychidae
Gene: USP35
Product: ubiquitin specific peptidase 35
Exons: 11
Coding region: 315-3203 (962 amino acids)
Biological process (GO): protein deubiquitination
Cellular component (GO): nucleus; cytosol
Molecular function (GO): cysteine-type endopeptidase activity; cysteine-type deubiquitinase activity
Source: RefSeq, a predicted model, not a curated record